UGCGGCCCUGGUCAGCUUAUCUUGCAAUGCCACUCUGUCUAAUUGAGGAGUGGUCUUAUCUUGCUCUUGUCUUGCAACACCACUCUGUCUAAUUCAGGAAUGGUCUUAUCUUGCUCUUGCUAAAAAUAACAUGUAACUGUGGAAAAUUACUGUGAGUUAAGUGCUUUGAAAAUGCUAUAUAAACCCUUAGUUUUGAGUGCUCGGGGUCCUUGUUGAAACCCGCUGCAUCGGGCAGAUAUUGGACCCCAGCUAGCUGGAAAUAAACCUCGCUGUGUGACUUGCAUUAUCGUGAGUGUCUUCUGUCUAUUUGAGAGGUGGUCGGCUCGGAUCCUAACAUUUGGGGGCUCGUCCGGGAUAGCUAGACCCCUCCUCAGGGAGACAGAUGACCCCCCUGAUACUGAGGUUUGCUCAGAAGCCACGGAAGGAGGUUUGGCCACCUCCAAGAGGGGAGAAUUGAAACAGGUCCUCGACCAGAGAGACUGAAACUUCCCGGUCCCAAUUGAGAAUUUUUGUGGAAAGGAAAGAGCGGGUUAUGACCCUGGAGGCUCCAUUAUUGGAAGUCAUGGGAGAUGUCCCCGAUGAGACGGUGCCUGAACAAUGUCCACAGUGGAUGCCGUUUGGACAGCUAGGUAAGGAUCCUGAGCAUUGUGUGAGUGAGAUGGCGCCUGUGGAUGUGGUGUGGCUGACCGGCCGGUGGGUGUUUGAAAACUCAGUUCAAAUUUCUAUGUUUGCUUGCUUUGUAUCCGUUGUCUUUUUCUGGCUUCUUUUUAUAAUAAUAAUGGGACAGGCUCAAGUAACACCUAAGACCCUGCUCCUGAACCACUUCCCUGAGAUCCACACCAAAGCUCACCAUUAUGGCGUGGCAGUAAAGAAAGGUAAGUUUGAUACUGUCUGCUCUGCAGAAUGGCCUACUUUUAAGGUGGGCUGGCCACCCCAGGGGACCUUUUCCCUGGACAUUAUUAAGAGAGUCCAAGAUGUGAUCAGCCAGCCUGAAUUACAGGGCCACCCGGACCAAUAUCCCUAUAUUUUGAAGUGGCAGGCUUUGGUAGAAAAUCCUCCCUCCUGGCUGAAAUCAUUUAUCCCAGAGAAGCCAGAGGAUUCCCCCCCCUGCGUAUUGGCCAUCUCUCAGGCUCCCCACCACCCGACUGCGCCCCCUCUUACGGCCCGUUCAGAACUCCCAGGGGACCCGUGCAAGAAACCCAUCUUACAGGAAGGGUCAGACCUGUGCCCCUCCCUGAUAGACCUAGAUCUUGAAGAAACCCAGAGAUCCCCUCCAUACACGCCUGUGGCGCCGCUCCAACCUGAGGUGGCCGCCCCUCCCAAGAUCCCUCACUCGUCUGCCUCCCUGUCAGCCCCCCCAGCCCCAACCCAGGGACCAGCGAGAGGAUUAAGUCCCCGAAGGCACCGGGAAGAAACCCCAGAAGAGGAACCAUCCUCCUCCACCUCACCUGGGGCACCCAUUCUCCCUGUAUGGGCCCUAGGAGAUACUGGCCCCGGUGGGGAAUGAUCUUACCAGUAUUGGCCCUUUUCAAGUAGUGAUCUAUAUAACUGGAAGGCUCAAAACCCCCCUUUUUCUGAGGACCCAAAGGGUCUAACGGACUUAUUUGAAUCUGUCAUGCAUACACAUAACCCCACCUGGGACGAUUGUCAGCAGCUCCUUAAGACCUUGUUCACUACUGAAGAGCGUGAGCGAAUCCUCACUGAGGCCAGAAAGAAUGUUCCCGGCGACAACGGAGGCCAACAACCUUGCCAAACCUGAUUAACGGGCACUUCCCCUUGAAUAGACCGGAUUGGGACUUUGGGAACGCAGAAGGUAGGGAGCGUCUCCGAGUCUACCGCCAGACUCUUAUGACAGGUCUCCAAGUGGCGGCGUGCCGCCCCACUAAUUUGGCUAAGGUAAAAGCUGUAAUGCAAGGGGAAAGUGAAAGCCCGGCCAUGUUUUUAGAAUGACUCUAUGAGGCUUAUAGACAGUACACCCCUCUAGAUCCCCUGGCAGAGGAGAAUCAGUCAGCUGUAAUUAUGUCCUUUAUAAACCAAGCUGCCCCAGAUAGUAGGAAGAAAUUAUAUAAGCAGGGAGGAUUAGGGGAAAUGACCAUUCGAGAUCUGGUGAAGGUGACAGAGAGAGUUUUCAACACUCGAGAGACCCCAGAAGAAAGAAAGGAUCGGAUCAGGAAAGAAAAUCAGGAAAUACAGGAAAGAAUUAGGAAAGAAGACAGAGAGCACCUGGGUAGGGAAAACAGAAGGCAGCAGAAGGAGAUGGCUAUAAUCCUGCUGGCGGGUGUGCAAGGCACAGCCCGGGGAGGACCGGGUCCAACUGGACCGGCCUGACCUCGGAGACAGCGGCCCAGGCCAGAUAGAGAUCAAUGCAUGAUCUGCAAAGAAUAUGGACAUUGGAAGAGGGAAUUCCCCAAGCACCAGGGCCAGACCAGACAGGACAGUCAGGUUUUGGUGGCGGGAAUGGACAGUGACUAGGGGAGAAGGGACUCGGGUCCCCUCCCUGAGUCUUGGGCAACUGCACAUGUAGAGGGGAAACCAAUGGAAUUCAUGGUAGAUACAGGAGCCCUGUACUCAGUUUUUAAAAAGCCUACAGAGCCCCUGUCCCAGAAGACCAGCCUGGUGCAGGGGGCAACUGGAUCCAAAGUUUAUCGAUGGACCAGUAAGUGCCAGGUGGACUUGGGCCGCAGUCAGGUGACCCACUCCUUCCUAGUUAUCCCUGAAUGCCCAGCCCCCUUGCUUGGGCGUGAUCUCCUAACCAAGGUCCAGGCCCGUAUCCACUUUGAGCCAGACGGCAUCAAAGUGAUGGACGGCCAAGGACAGCCCCUUCAUGUCCUGACCCUGUCCCUCAUGGAUGAGCAUCACCUGUUUUCCCUGCACGGCACCUCUCCCCCUACAGAGUGGCCCCAUGAGUUGAAUUACUGACUUAGAACGUACCCUCAGGCAUGGGCAGAAAUAGUGGGUGUGGGUCUGGUGGCCCACGGAGUCCCAGUAGUGGUUGAAGUCAAAGCCUCGGCCCAGCCUAUCCAGGUCCGACAAUACCCCACGUCCACUGAGGCAUGAAAGGGGAUUGCCCCACACAUUAACUGCCUCUUAGAAGCUGGGAUACUGGAACCCUGCCACUCCACCUGAAACACCCCACUUCUUCCCAUUAAGAAACAAGGGGGAAAGGAUUACAGGCCAGUCCAGGACUUGAGGGAAGUAAAUAAGAGGAUCGAGGACAUCCACCCCACAGUCAUCAACCCUUACACCUUACUAAGUCACUUGCCCCCUUCACAUGUUUGGUACACCACCCUAGACCUAAAGGAUGCUUUCUUUAGCAUAACCCUGGCACCAAGCAGCCAAAACAUUUUUGCCUUUGAAUGGCAUGAUGACAACACGGGAACCCCUGGACAGUUGACUUGGACUAGACUACCACAAGCCUUCAAAAACUCUCCAACCCUGUUUAAUGAAGGCUUAAAUCAGGACCUGGACUCGUUUCGCCAGAGCCAUGAUUCAGUUACACUCCUGCAAUACGUAGAUGACUUGCUUCUCGCAGACCCCACCGAGGCCAAAUGCCGACAGGCCACUGGAGACCUCCUCCAAGAACUAGGUCAUUUGAGCUAUCAAGCCAGUGCAAAGAAGGCUCAAAUAUGCAGGCAGGCAGUCACUUACCUAGGAUAUGAGUUAAGCAAAGGAACCAGAUGGCUAACAAAGGCUAUGAAAGAGACUAUUCUUAGGCUUCAGGUCCUGACCUCAGUCCAAGAGGUUCGUGAGUUUCUAGGGAAGACAGGCUACUGCCAAUUAUGGAUUUUGGGAUAUGCUGAGAUAGCGAGGCCCCUGUAUGAAGCAAUCAAAGAGAAGGCCCCCUGGGCCUUGGGGCCAAAACAACAAAAGGCCUUUGACGAACUCAAAGCUGCCCUCUUGAAGGCGCCAGCCCUGGCGUUGCCAGACCCCCUAAAAUCCUUCAACCUCUUUGUCGAUGAGAGGAAGGGAAUAGCAAAAGGAGUGCUAAUGCAGCGCCUGAGGCUAUGGAAGCGUCCGGUUGCCUAUUUAUCCAAAAGAUUCUAUCCAGUUGCAGCAGGAUGGCCCCCAUGUCUGAGGAUCUUCGUGGUAGUGGCCCUAAUGGUAAAAGAUGCAGACAAACUCACCUUCGGGCAGCAUCUAAAGGUGGUAACUCCUCAUGCAAUUCAGGGAGUCCUGAAACACCCCCCCAUAAGUGUAUGACAAAUACCCGUCUGACCCAUUACCAGGGACUCCUGUUGGACACACCCCAGAUCAUCUUUGAUGAACCUGCUGUUUUAAAUCCAGCCACCCUUCUGCCGACCCCGGAUCUAGAGGUCCCCUGCACAAAUGCCAAGAAAUCCUGGCAGAGAUCACCCAGGUGCUCCCCGACCUCCAGGAUGUUGCCCUCCCCAACAGUGAGUUGUUAUGGUACACAGAUGGAAGCAGCUUCAUCACGGAGGGGAUGCGAAGGGCAGGUACGGCAGUAGUAGACCAAGACGGGAAUAUCAUCUGGAGUGCCUCGCUUCCCCCGGGGUCCUCAGCCGAAAAGCCGAACUAAUUGCGCUGGUGGAGGCACUGGAACAAGCUGAAGGGAGACGGGUGACUGUCUACACCGAUAGCCGCUAUGCUUUCAGCACUGUCCAUGUGCAUGGUGCCAUCUACCGGGAAAGGGGCUUUGUUACAGCAGAAGGAAAAGAGGUACUCAAUCUCCUAGAGGUACAGAAGUUGCUGGCAGCUGUGCAAAAGCCCCAGACAGUUGCAGUGGUUCAUAUCCCUGGACACCAGUCUGCGUGAACCACGGAAGCUGAGGGAAACUGGCGAGCAGAUGAGGCUGCCAAAAUGGCAGCAAUAGCUUCACCAGCUUUGGCACUCACCCUGCCAGCACCCGAGCUUCCGCACCUGCCCCCAUGACCGGAUUACACCCCAGAAGAUCUACAGUGGAUCCAAACCACCAUUGCCCAGAGCCUGAUCAACAUGGGUGGCAUCGAGACUCAGAGAGAAGACUAAUACUGCCAGCGAAACUAGGACUGUUCCUUCUUUCCAACCUGCACCAAGCCACCCAUUUAGGAAAGAAGAAGUUGCUAACAGGUCUUGAGUCCGCCCGCCUUAAGUUCCCCCGACAAGCCGUCCAGAUCCAGGAAAUCGUGGACCAAUGCAUUGGGUGCCAGGCUAUGAGACCCAGUAGGAAGGGACCCCUACACAUAGGUACAAGGGUAAGGGGGAGGGAGCCAGGAUGGAGCUGGGAGGUGGAUUUUACUGAAGUAAAACCUGGGAAAUAUGGGUAUAAGUAUUUGCUAGUAUUUGUUGAUACUUUUUCAGGCUGGGUAGAAGCCUUCCCCAUGAAACGAGAGACUGCCCAGGUUGUUGCUAAGGCAUUACUAGAAGAAAUCUUAUCCCGAUAUGGAGUCCCCGAGGUUUUAGGGUCUGAUAACAGUCUGGCUUUCAUCAGUAAAGUCCUACAGGUACUGGCCCAAGCGGUGGGGACCAAUUGGAAGUUACAUUGUGAAUAUAAUUCCCAGAGCUCAGGGCAAGUAGAAAGAAUGAAUCGGACCCUGAAGGAGACCUUAUCUAAAUUGGCCAUCGAGACUGGCAGGGACUGGGUGACCCUCCUACCCUAUGCUAUCUUUCGGGUUCGGAACUCCCCUU
This is a messenger RNA of Manis pentadactyla (Chinese pangolin), 5625 nucleotides long. RefSeq lists its product as uncharacterized. The transcript has 2 exons. The coding region runs from base 533 to 1507 and encodes 324 amino acids. The record is from RefSeq and is a predicted model, not a curated record. Lineage: Eukaryota; Metazoa; Chordata; Mammalia; Pholidota; Manidae.